Molecule: messenger RNA, 1875 nt
Organism: Adineta steineri
Lineage: Eukaryota; Metazoa; Rotifera; Eurotatoria; Adinetida; Adinetidae
Source: the annotation of a GenBank genome assembly
AUGACGGAAAGCGAAGUACAACAAACAAACACGCCAAACAGCAAAAUAAAGAAAUUUCGAAAACGUAUAUUUCAUCCUAUAACAAAAAAGAAUAAAGAUGAACAACAAACAAGUCUUUUACAAGAAAAAAAGAACAAAACUGAGAAACCUAUUCGAAAUGAAGAUUAUGAAGCAACUGGUUUCGUUAUUGAUCCACAAGAUCAUCUCUAUCAAUAUUGGCUUGGAAUUAUUUCACUUGCUAUCUCGUAUAAUUUUCUUUUAAUACCAGCUCGUUAUGCAUUUACUGAACUUGAUAAAAACUAUCGAUAUAUUUGGAUUUCAUUAGAUUAUAUAUCUGAUUUUAUUUAUUUAAUCGAUAUUUUUCUACAAUCGAGAACAGGUUAUUUUAGUCAUGGUCUUUUUGUUCGUAAUCAUCAUGUAUUACAACGUAAUUAUUUUUUAUCACGACAAUUUUUUGCAUAUGAUCUUCUAUCUAUCAUACCAACGGAUUUUUUAUAUUUCAUUCCGAGCUUUCGUUUCGUUUCAAUUAUUCGUUCGAAUAGAUUUAUAAGAGUUAAUCGACUUUCACAAUUUCAAGAAUUAACAGAAUCACGUACGAGAUUUCCCAAUGCAUUUCGAAUUGGCGUACUUAGUUGUUUAACAUUAACAUUGAUUCAUUGGAAUUGUUGUGCUUAUUUUCUUAUUUGUGAACAUUUGGGUUUUGGCAGUGAUGAAUGGGUAUUACCAGCUUCGGCUCAUAAUGAAACAGUUGCAAUGCUUUAUACUUAUUGUUUUUAUUGGUCAACACUUUUAUUAAGUACAAUCGGAGAUGUUCCAUUACCUGUUACAAGAUCAGAAUAUCUAUUUGUAUUGUUUGAUUAUAUGAUUGGUAUACUUAUAUUUGCCACUAUUAUUGGUAAUCUUGGUACAAUGAUAUCAACUCAAAAUCAAUCGCGACAGCAAGUUCGUGAAAAAAUGGAUGAAAUAAAACGUUAUAUGAAAUUUCGUUCAGUUAAUCGAAAACUUGAAUCAAAAGUUAUAAAAUGGCUUGAUUAUUUAUAUAUGAAUCGACAAGUAUUAAAUGAAGAAAUGGUUUUAAAUUCUGAUUUAAGUAUUGAAUUACGUAAAGAUCUUGCUAUUAAAGUACAUUUAGAUUCAUUACAACAAGUUAAAUUAUUUAAUGAUUGUGAACCAAAUUUACUUGUUGAACUUGUAACAAAAUUAAAACCAACAUUUUUUGGUCCAGGAGAUUAUGUUUGUCGAAAAGGUGAUAUUGGAAAAGAAAUGUAUAUUAUUAAACGUGGACAAUUAGGUGUGGUUAGUGAUGAUGGAAAAACAACAUUUGUUGUACUUAAAGAAGGUGCUGUAUUUGGUGAAAUAUCAAUAUUAAAUAUUCCAGGUUCAAAAAAUGGUUCUCGUCGUACAGCUAAUGUAAAAUCUUUAGGUUAUUCUGAUUUAUAUACAUUACAAAAAGAUGAUUUAUGGCUUGUACUUGAUAAUUAUCCUGAGUCAUUAGCAAAAAUAAUUGAAAAAGGUAAAUCAAUAUUACGUAAAGAUAAUCUUCUUGAUGAAACAUUAACCGAUAAAAAACGACAUAUUGAACAAGAUCAAUUAUUAAGUGUACAAAAUCGUAUUAAAAAAUUAAAUGAUAUUGAUCAAUCAUUAAAUGAUCGUGUCACAAAAUUUCUAAAUACAUAUGUUGAUUCUGUUAGAUUAUUUAAACAACAAUUAUCAAAAUUAGAAUAUCAUUAUGGAGCAAGAAAACCAAGUAUAUCAAUAACAUCGAGUGUUCCAUCAUCAACACCAUCACUCCCAUUUUUUGCUAAUCAAUGGAAACAACAAAGUGCAAGUAAUAUACUUAAAUAUCGAAGUUCAUCAUUUUUAGAUGUUGAUUAA